Molecule: messenger RNA, 429 nt
Organism: Rubroshorea leprosula
Lineage: Eukaryota; Viridiplantae; Streptophyta; Magnoliopsida; Malvales; Dipterocarpaceae
Source: the annotation of a GenBank genome assembly
AGGUUUUUUUCGCUCAAAAGAAAAUCAAAAUGGUGGGUGUGUCGAUUCUGCUACAUGGAGCCAGAUUUGUAGAUGAUCUCACGGAGGUGACUGGGGCAUGGUUCGUCCUCGAACUCACCGCCAGCGGCACCGAGGUCAAAGAGGCAUUUCAAGGCAUUCCAAAUUUAGAGGAUUUCCGUUUGUUUGAUUCAACUUGUGCUCUGGUCGGUCAUUAUUUGUGCGUCAUCGGCGGAAGAGGCCACACCAUGGACACUCUGCGUUCUGGACACUGAAAAUCCAGACGAAAAGGGGCUGGGUUUCAAGCAAAUUAACCGUACCAUUUAUCUGCCCCAGGCCAACCGUGGCGGCCAUUGGUGAAGGUAUCUUUGUCUUCCGUUCCUCUGGCCGAGACUCAGGUAAUGUCUCUUGAAAUGAAAAUGAAUUAAGAUA